AUGCGGGCACUAGCUGGUGGGUCGGGCGAGGAGGCCAACAUCUUCAGGGUGAGGGUCAUGCGGCAAGGCGUGGCCCUGGAGGAGGGAGAGGUGGCGGGGCUCGGGGAGGAGUUGGGGCUGCUGGUGGAAGACAUCAUGCAAGUGGUGGAGGCGGGGGCGGAGGAGGAGCAGGAGGAGGUGCAGGCGGAGGAGCCGGAGGAGAAGCCCCAGCAGCAGGGGCAGGAAGAGACAGGGCGGGGACCCGGACCCACGACCGCUCGGCCCCUGCUGGAGGCGCUGGCGGCCCUGCAGUUAGAGCUGACCGCUCUGAAUGCCGAAGCCAGCAGGGCCUACACUUGGCUCAAGCGCAUGAUCGGUCAGAGGCGGAAGCCGCACUUGGAUGGAAGAAGGGCUAUCAUCUGAGGCAUCCCUGGCUUCUGGGCCAGAGCCAUCAUGAACCAACCCCAGAUGUCGGCCAUGAUCAGUGACCAAGAUGAAGACAUGCUUAGCUACAUGAUCAGUUUGGAGGUGCAGGAAAUGGGCCAUCCCAGGCACCGCUGCAAGUUGAUGUUUUUCUUUCGGAACAACUCCUACUUCUGGAACGACAUGAUCAUUAAGGAGUAUCACCUUAGCAUCGCUGGAUAUAGGGCGUCUCGUUCCACUCCAGUUCAGUGGUUCUGGGAUUAUGAACAAGGUGCCCCCAGCCGCAGGCAGGACACCACCAGCCUUAACUUCCUCAACUGGUUGUCUGACCACAACUGCCCAGGGUCUAACAGGAUUGCUGAGAUCAUCAGCGAGGGCCUAUGGCCCAAUCCCCUGCACUACUACCCCAGGGAGGAAGGCCCACCGGGACAGACCCAGAGAUGA
Molecule: messenger RNA, 846 nt
Organism: Eubalaena glacialis (North Atlantic right whale)
Lineage: Eukaryota; Metazoa; Chordata; Mammalia; Artiodactyla; Balaenidae
Product: testis-specific Y-encoded protein 1-like
Biological process (GO): nucleosome assembly
Cellular component (GO): chromatin; nucleus
Molecular function (GO): histone binding; chromatin binding
Source: RefSeq, a predicted model, not a curated record